Marchantia polymorpha subsp. ruderalis is the source of this 2477-nucleotide messenger RNA. NCBI's taxonomy places the organism in Eukaryota, Viridiplantae, Streptophyta, Marchantiopsida, Marchantiales, Marchantiaceae. The record is from the annotation of a GenBank genome assembly.
AAAAGGGAGGGUCAAGGAGCACUGGUACUCCAGGAAGACUCUGCAACCCUCCAUGAUAAACUCCCGUUGCAUUCCCCCAAUGGCCAAUGUGGCUGAAAGUUCGGCAUUAUUGUCUUUGAGAGAGAGACAGAGAGACAGAGAGAAAUUUAUUGAUUGAUUGUGAAUGACUGUUACUGACAAGUCUGCUACUUGAGGUGGCGAGGAACGAAAGAAACAACUGAAGCUUUUUGCGCUGGAAGUCAAUGGUUUAUGCACCGAUACCCAGAGUUUGUGGGGUCUUGAUAUUGACCUGUCUGCUUGACCAAUGCUACGCCGCCGUUGCCAUCGGUUCCAUGACUUCAAGACGACUUCUUGCAACCGCAUCAGAGAUUAGUACAUGCGUGCGCCAAGCGGGAGCUGAUGUUGUCCUGCCAGGUGACUCGGGGUAUGAAGCUGCGCGAGGCCAUGUCUUCAACCACCGGAACCUCUACAAACCUGCUGCGUUCAUUUUUGUCAGCAGCGUGGAUCAGGUCCAGAAUGCAGUCAAAUGUGCUGUACAAUUGAAAGUCGGAAUCGCUCCCCGCAGCGGAGGUCAUUCUUACGAAGACUACUCUCUGGACCAUGGUGUAGGACAUCAGUUCUCUCAACUUCAGGAGGGAAGAAACUUAAGUCGGAACUUGUUACAGGGGGGCGAGAUGGUGUGAUGGUGGUGGAUUUGGGUGGCUUAAAUGAGACCACUCUGAACAAGGCCACGGGGCUUGCCACAGUGGGAGCCGGAGUGAGGCUGGGCCCGAUGAAGUUGGCGCUGUGGAAACAGGGGAAGAGAACUAUCCCGUCAGGAACUUGCCUCACUGUCGGAGUCGGAGGCCAUUCUCUCGGCGGUGGAUGGGGAACGACUUCGAGGAAAUUCGGACUUAUGUCUGACAGUAUAGUUGAAGCCCAAGUGGUCACCGCUAGAGGAAACGUGGUCACUGCAAGUGCCAAGAGUAACCCCGAUCUCUUCUUUGCCCUCAAAGGAGCUGGUGCCAACUCGUUCGGCAUAGUGACACGAUUCACUUUCAAGACUUUCGAUGUCUCCGAGAAAGUGAUCUCAUUUUCAUACGACUACAACGAAACACAGCAGGUGAACGUCUUGAAGGCAUUUCAGAAAUGGGGAUUCAAUGCGCCUGAUGAUGUUUCUGCCUCCCUUUCAGAGUUCUCCACUGGGGGAAACGGCAUGUCUGGAAUAUAUCUCGGCUCCAAGUCCAAAUUCGCCGAUGUUAUGAAGCCCUUUCUGUCAAGCCUCCCAGCUCCCACAAAACGCGAGGAGUUGGAGGCGGACUACAUUUCUACCGUCCUCCAGAACGGCGGAUACAAAGCCACUGAUCCUUCGUCAGUCUUGGGUCUUGUGAAUGUUACUUAUCCUUUUGUGACAUUCAAGUCAAAGUCGAUCUUCGUCAAGAAGAAUGGAAUGUCCGAUGCAGGGGUUCGAGCCUACAUCGAAGCUCUGCGGAGAGGCUCGGGCUAUUCGAUCCUCGACUUGUAUGGGCCUACUUCGGCGAUCAAUAAGGUUCCGUCCAAUGUCACCGCUUUCGUUCACAGGGACGCUCUGUACAGCAUUCAGAUGUUCACUUCUUGGGAGGAGAGCUCUGAUGCCAGCUCCAGCAUCAGCUGGAUCGAGAACCUGUGGCGCACGGCCCGGCGCUUCUCCUCCCCCAGCGCAUACCAGAACUACAUCGACGUGCAGAUGCCCCUCUCUGCUUACUACGGCUCCAACCUCUCCAAGCUCAAGACUGUGAAGAAAAAGUGGGAUCCGAGCAAUGUCUUCAGGUUCCAGCAAAGCAUUCCUCUGAGCUGAACAUCCAAUAAGCUUGGAAAUUAUGGACCCCUCGCCUGUCCGUUUAGGGAAUUCUACUUCCAGGCAUCCAGAGACUUCAGUCCGACACUUCCAGUGCUGCUGCCACUGACUUGCGCCUAAUACUUCUUCGACGGGCGUGUCGAUGUAAGACGUGGCCUCUGUUUAUUAUCUCUCAGAGGACAGUUCAAGGAUAUAGUAGUUCUUCAAAAUUUCCAGGGCUUAGAGUCCAAAUGCAAGAUCGAAUUCAGUGGCUGAACAAGUUUUGUUCCAUAAAUUCGGAGCGCCAUGUUUAGUAGUUAUUUUUUCCAGUCCGAAGAAUAGUGCAAAACGCAGCUCCCGGAGGUCAGCUGUCCUUGGACUUCAGAAGCAGGUUAGUUAUCGAUCGAUCGAUCGUCCUAAGUUUUGCGGACACUGGAUCUUCGACUGCAGCCUUGAGGAUACUCUCAGGGCCGUUGACAAAUUUAGAUUGCAAACUGCUGUCAGCCACCAGGUCUAUGUUUUGCUAUACUCUUCAGCAAUCUGUGCUCAUCGCGAGCAUUGUAUUCUGCAACAUGAGUUCGAAACCAGAGGAAACAGAGAUCUACAGGAAAUAGACACGUAGUGUCGCAUCUUCAUGUCUUCUUUGGUUUUUCAUCUGUGUCACGAUCCUACUCUUCGCACA